AUGGCGGACAACAUCGCCGUGAGCGUCCGUGUCAGGCCCCUCAACUCGAAGGAGGAGUCAAAGGGUGCGGCAUGGGAUAUAAAUAGCGAGACUAACGCGAUCGCGCCUCAGGCCGGUUCCUCCGCAGGCACGACCGAUAGCACAUCUUAUCAGCUCGAUAACGUCUUCGAUCCGUCUUGCCGCACCAAGGACGUGUACGACCGCACGACACGGGGGAUCAUCGAGUCCGUCCUCAAUGGCUUCAAUGGCACCGUUUUCGCUUACGGUCAGACCUCCUCGGGCAAGACCCACACCAUGCAAGGCAGCGCGGAGGAGCCGGGUAUCAUCCCACUCGCCGUGCACGACGUGUUCGACAGCAUCGAUCACAGCGAGGGCAGGGAAUUCCUCGUGCGCGUCAGCUACCUCGAGAUCUACAACGAGCAGAUGGUGGACCUCUUCUCCGCCGACACCCGACGCGUCUCGCGCCUGCAGAUCAAGGAGGAUUCCGAGCGCGGCGUGUACGUGAGCGGCCUGAAGGAGGAGAUUGUCACGAGCCCGACGCAGGUGCUCGAGCUGCUCCGAACCGGCGUCGCGAGGAGACACGUGGGCGAGACAAACAUGAACGCGGAGUCGUCGCGGUCUCAUACCAUCUUUAGAAUGGUGGUGGAGUCCAGGGCCGUCGGCGAGAACGCGUCCGGGGCCGCUAACGGCGCGCAAGACGCGGUGCUAGUGGCCACGCUUAACUUGGUUGACCUGGCGGGUUCCGAGCGAGUGGUCAAGACGGGCGCGGAGGGGAUCCGAAUGAAGGAGGGUGCCAACAUCAACAAGUCACUUCUGAACCUAGGCAUCGUCAUCAAUAAGCUCACAGAGGGGGCGGAGGGCAAGGGCUCGCACAUCCCGUUCCGGGACUCGAAGCUGACCAGGAUCCUGCAGCCGGCGCUCGGAGGCAACUCAAAGACGGCCAUCGUGUGCAAUGUCACGCCGGCGGCGGCGCAUGCAGAGGAGACCCACAGCACCCUGCGUUUCGCCGUGAGGGCCAAACGCGUGUGUAACAAUGCCACCGUCAACGAAGUCGUGAGCGAGUCCGCGCUCAUCAAGAGGCAGCAGAGGGAGAUUGAGGAGCUGCGCAAGAAACUCGGCGGGGAGGGAGGCGUGAGCCAGGAGGUUGAGGAGGAAAUCAACGCGCUCAGGCGCGAGAUGCUCGAGGCUGAGAACGAGCGCGAGCGGCUGGCGAACGAGCUCGAGAUUGAGCGCGAGGAGCGGGAACGCGCGGAAAAGGCUGCGAGCGCCAAGAUAAGCAACCUAACCAACCUCGUGCUCAAGUCGUCGGCCAUGGAUGCCGAUGGAGCGUGCGACAAGAGGCCGAAGCGAGGCAACCGCCGCGAAACGUGG
This is a messenger RNA of Micromonas commoda, 1371 nucleotides long. RefSeq lists its product with no specific name. The annotation marks the transcript as partial. Gene Ontology annotation, molecular function: microtubule motor activity; ATP binding; microtubule binding. The record is from RefSeq and is a predicted model, not a curated record. Gene Ontology annotation, biological process: microtubule-based movement. The transcript is spliced from 3 exons. NCBI's taxonomy places the organism in Eukaryota, Viridiplantae, Chlorophyta, Mamiellophyceae, Mamiellales, Mamiellaceae.